Molecule: messenger RNA, 2714 nt
Organism: Carassius carassius (crucian carp)
Lineage: Eukaryota; Metazoa; Chordata; Actinopteri; Cypriniformes; Cyprinidae
Product: chondroitin sulfate proteoglycan 5-like
Exons: 10
Coding region: 482-2152 (556 amino acids)
Biological process (GO): nervous system development
Source: RefSeq, a predicted model, not a curated record
GAGAGGCUUCUUCGCCCUGAAGUUGUGUGCUGGACCCGUGAGAAGCACAGGUGUGUCCUCCAGCCUGUCUGAAGAAAGAAAAUUUGAUCUAAUGCCACGCUUCCCAGUGAGAAAUUGAGCCCAUGCCCAGAGUGUUUGUGUGUAAAGACUCUUGCAUGUUGGAAUGUCAGGAAAACAAAGUGAUGGACUGACUUUAAUUACUCCACACAUCUGGAGCACUAAAGGUUAUUGACUGGUGAGCUCAGUGCAGGUGUUGGAGGAACUCAUUAAAAAUGGAAGCUGUGAAAGUAGGCCAGCGGUUUACUGAUGCGGAGGCAACGGGUAAAGAGAAAGGAAAGCCAUUCCAAGUUGUCCACAGCCUAUCCCAUGUUCCCUUGGUCCGCUUCCUGCAUGAAGAGGUUGGUGUUUUCAUUUUCCCAAUUACAACUAAUCUAGCAAAAGCUCUCGUUUUGUCACCUCUCCUGCCAGCAUCUUUGGUUUGAUGCCACAGCUCAAGCACACACGGCCUGCCUGGAUCAGCCCAUUCCCAUUGCCGUCUAGUGUGACAUCUGGAUCUGACAGGUCUCUGAUAGAAGAAAGCCAUAUGGGUCUGGAACGACAUGAAAGUAACUCUGUGGUGGGAAAUGAAACUGAGGUUGACAGUGCUGUUAAUGUGACCUCCUUGUCUACCGGGGAUGAGGAGGAGAAGAUAGAGGAGGUGUCACAGUUCACCAGCUUGUCCAGCUCCUCAGACCAGGCUCUCGGCGGACAAAAGUUUAGAGAUGAAGAAGUAGGCAGUGGCAUGCUGGAAGAGGUCUUCCAGCCAACUCCUGGAACUCCAACUUCCAGUGAAGGUGCCACAACCACUUUGGCAAGCCCAGAGAUCAUCAGAGAGUCUGCUGAGACCGAAAACUUACUUCUCCAUGAGCCUGUCAGUACCUCUAUCGUGAAGGAGCAUGUCACCCCCUUCAUGGAGGAAGAGGAACACAACACAGAAGAGGAAGCGACGCAGGAAAUGCCUACACUACCACCCUGGGAGGAUGCUAAAGAAGACAUGGAGACCACUGUGUUUGACCUCGACCAUGAAACGUCUCCCACAACCCCAUCCCCAACUAAUCCCCCUUCCCCGGCCGACGUCACCGUAGCUUUCUUUGACUCUGGAUCCCACCGCGAGAACCUUGGCCCACCGUCUCAUUCCCCCCAUGAGCUUCAGGGCCGUGACCCCACCUCCUGGUCCAUGCCCGACAACUAUGACUACAUGACGCCCUACGACGACAGUGUGUCUCCCACCACUGAAGAUUACCCCUACAGCAGCACUACUGACUCUUACGACGAUGUCAUCUUCACUACAACUUCUUCCAAACGCUUCCCUCCUCGAUUGCCCUCCAACCCUGAUUUCACUCUCCCCAAAUCCCCAAAAUCCACUGUGGGUGCAGGCCCCCGUGCCCCCCCGGGAAUGGUUGACUCCGUUAAUGGCUCAGAAUGUCGACAAGGUUUUGUCCGCACCAAUGGCUCCUGCAAGUCUCCAUGUGACCUGCAGCCCAACUACUGCUUCAACGGGGGCCAGUGCUACAUUAUGGAAGGAGCUCAAAUGUUCUGCAGGUGCAACAUCCAGGACUACAUGUGGCACAAGGGUGCCCGCUGUGAAUCGGUAAUCACGGAGUUCCAGGUAAUGUGCAUCGCCAUCGGGGCCUCCGCUUUCAUGGUGCUCCUGCUCUUCAUGAUCGUCGUUUGCUUUGCCAAGAAGCUGCACGUGCUCAAGACCGAGAAUAACAAGUUGCGCAAGCGCAGUAAGUACCGUCCUUCCUCGGAGCACCACAAUGAUAAUUUCUCGUUGUCCACCAUCGCUGAGGGCUCCCAUCCAAAUGUAAGGAAACUUUGCGACACCCCUCCUAACCUCCCUCAUGCCCGUGCUUUGGCUUACUAUGAUAACAUUAUCUGUCAGAAAACCAUGAGCAGAUACACCUGGGAGUGUAAGACCAAAGAGGAGCCCGACUGUGAGGAUGAUCCUAAUUCCCAGAACAAGCUGGAGGACCCCGUGAAGGCGCCCCCACCCAAAGAGGACGAGUCACUGAACAUCCAGAACUCGCUCACCCCUAAGCAUGAGAACCAUAAGGUGCUGGGCGAGGAGAACUCUUCGGAGGUAAACUCGCUGCAGAACAACAUGAUGUAGAACAGAAACAAAAGCACCCCACGCCACCACGUCCACGAUCACUUAAAGCAUCGAGCAGCAGAUGCUACGAGCAGCCACACCCACCACACCAUCACCACAUGACAGAAAACUUUAAAAACCCCGCCCCUCAUACCCACUCAGUCUCCGCCUCCUGCCCCGCCCCUUGUUGCAGUCUUUUUGCCCUGUAGUCAACCCACCCCUGACCCAACCCUUAUGUAUACACACACCUACCCCUGCCUAAAUUAAUUACGGCAUGCGUUGGUGUAUAUUGUAAAAAAAGAAUAAAAAGUUAAACGUAUUCGGGGUUUAAAAUAUAAAAUGUUGUCACAAAAGAAAAAGCUACUGAGAGGUUUUGAUGUUUGUCUGACUAAUUCAGUGAGUAUGUAUAAAUAUAUGGAAAAAAUGCUUGGAUUGAUAUAAAGAAAAAAACACAAUGUGUCUUUUUUUUGAUGUGAUUUCUAAUCCUUUGAUGUACUUGUUUUAUUUUGUACUUUUUUGGGAAUAUAAACUAUGAAGAGAAAAAAUCUUGACAGUUGUUGAAAUAAACCUUUUUAACACUAAA